Nycticebus coucang (slow loris) is the source of this 2591-nucleotide messenger RNA. RefSeq names its product interleukin 12A (gene IL12A). The transcript has 7 exons. The record is from RefSeq and is a predicted model, not a curated record. Gene Ontology annotation, molecular function: interleukin-12 receptor binding; growth factor activity. Gene Ontology annotation, biological process: immune response. Gene Ontology annotation, cellular component: extracellular region. NCBI's taxonomy places the organism in Eukaryota, Metazoa, Chordata, Mammalia, Primates, Lorisidae. The coding region runs from base 1561 to 2214 and encodes 217 amino acids.
UAUCUCUCUGACUUCCUGAGUCCCGGAGGACAGCAGGAGGAAGCCUCGCUCCUCUCUCUGGGGUCCCAGAGGCUUCUCCCCUCCGAGACGGUGCAUCUGCGCCAGAUGAGCCCUGGCAGCUCCUGCUGUUAGGGCCUGGGGCCUGGGUACAGUCACACCCCACACACCCCAGGGUAAGGCCUGUGGGAGUUAACUGAGAGGUCCCACAAGAACCUCAAACCCCACAUGGGACUGCUCACCAUCCUCUCACACCCACAGCCUCUUGCUGUGACCCUGCUGCGGGAAGUGGAGCAAUCUCCAUUCUGCCCUCCCACCUGAGGUCUUACCAGCCAUGGCCCAUCGCCCCUGAGAAUCCCUGGUGCCACCCUCCACUCUCCCUGAGUAGAGACUUGGCCACGCCCUGCCCACUGCCCCCUCUGCUCCGCCCCAACCCUGCAGUUCAUCCUCCACACCCGCUGAGGGGAUCUGCCCAUCAUGGAAACCCUACUGGACCUCACUGCCUGAGUCCCUAGAAGACGCCCCCGCUCUCAGACACCCUUACUCUCUCCUCCUGACCCGGCCCACCCAGCUCUCCCACCACACCUGCCCGGUCCCCUCCGGCCUCUCUGACUGUGUCCCUCCCCUGGCUCCCCUGGCAGGACCCUACAUGCCAUCCCACUGAGCGUCCACAGCUGGCUUGUCCUUGAACACUCUUGGCUGGGGGCCUCCUGCCCCUGGGAGCCUUUGCUGCCUCCUGGGUCCCAGGGUUCCCAACGAGCACGUGCUGUUCCCCUGGCCUUUCCUCCCAGACUCUGUCUCCCAGCCUACUGCUGUCCCGGAGGCAGCCAGGAACUGGGUUCUCUAAGAGAGUAAGAACGACGUGGCCAGGCAGCUUCCAUCCUUCGCGUUUCAGACAAGACACGCCAACAAAACACAGGGAGUCAGAUUUGGGGUGGGGUGCCCCAAAAGGCCCUUGUUCCCGGGGUGUCCUGCACAUGGUGCAACGUCUGCCUGGCACACAGGGACCCAUCUGAAGGAAUGAAUGAUGAAUAAAUCGCCCAUGCCGGUCUAGAAAUAGAGGUCAAGUUCAAGGCACAUUCCAGAUACAGGAAAUAAGGGACAGCACUCCUGCAAUCUGCCGGUAGGCGGCGCAGCACCGCGGCGGGGGUUGGGACUGGGGGUGCCCGGAGGAGACCUGGGGCUGACGGUGGUGGGCGGGGGUCGACUCUGCCUUAAGACCCCACACUGCAACUCUGCGAGAAUUUCGCUUUCACUUUGGGCCCAGCUGGAGGCGGUGGGGCCGUCCCGGAGCGACUGCGGCCGGGCACCCCGGCAGCCAUCCGAAAGUGUCACAAGUCCCACGGGCCUGCCGCGCUCCAUGUGUCACCGAGAAGCUGAUGUAGAGAGAGACACCGAGAGAGAGAGAAAGCAGAGACCAGAGUCCUGGGAAAGUCCUGCCGCGCCUUGGGCAAUUAUAAAAAUGUGGCUCGGAGAGCCGGUCUCCCAUCCACCGCCAUCACCUGCUGUGGUCAGCGGUCCGCAGCAGCUGCUCGCCCCCCUCCAGCACAGAGCCACCUCAGCAUGAGUCCCCAGCACAGCCUGCUCCUGGUGGCCAUCCUACUCCUCUUGGACAGCCUCAGCGUGGCCAGGAACCUCCCCGGGCCCACACCAGACCCAGGAACGUGCCAUCAGCAUUCCCAAGAGCUGCUGGAGGCCAUCAGCACCACCCUUCAGAAGGCCAGAGAAACCCUAAAUUCUUCCACCCACACUACUGAAGAGAUUGAUCAUGAAGACAUCACAAAAGAUAAAACCAGUACAGUGGAGGCCUGUAUACCGCUAGAAUUAACCAAGAAUGAGAGUUGCCUGGCUUCCAGAGAGACCUCUUUCAUGCUUAAUGGGAAAUGUCUGACCUCUAGGAAGACCUCUUCUAUGAUGACUCUGUGCCUCAGUAGUAUCUAUGAGGACUUGAAGAUGUACCAAGUGGAGUUCAAAGCCAUGAGUGAAAUGCUUUCCAUGUAUCCUAUCAACCAGGCCAUUCUAGAUCAAAACUUGCUGACUGUUAUGGAGAAGCUGAUGCAGGACCUGAAUUCCACCAGUGAGACUGUCAUGUACACAUCUGCCCAUGAAGAAUCAGAUUUUUACAAAACCAAAGUCAAGCUCUUUGUACUUCUUCACGCUUUCAGAAUUCGUGCAGUGACUAUUGAUAGAGUGAUGAGCUAUCUGAAUUCUUCCUAAAAGGCUGAGGUUCCUCUCAAUCUUAAAGCCAGUUUGAUAAACAUUUGAAAUGUAGAAAUUCUAAUAGAAUGUAAGUUAAGAACUGGGGAAGGGGAGGCUUGACCUGGUCCUCAUGCUUUGUUUAUAUUAGUUAUGUACCCAAAACUUGAAGAAUGGAACUAGUCCAUCUGUAUCAUCCCUUUGAUCAGGUGUCUUUGAUAUUUACUAUGGAUAAGUCUUUAAGUUUUUAGGAACAAAUUUCUGAGGGGGGAAAAUAUCCUCUCUGAAUAGGUUUUUCUUUCCCUUUAUGAGAAGAGCAAGAAUUUAUAAGCUAUUUCUGUACCAAAGUGUUUGUAGAAACAAAUAUGCAAGGAUAAUUUAUUUUAAAAUAUUUAUUU